Molecule: messenger RNA, 711 nt
Organism: Mesorhabditis spiculigera
Lineage: Eukaryota; Metazoa; Nematoda; Chromadorea; Rhabditida; Rhabditidae
Source: the annotation of a GenBank genome assembly
AUGAUUCUCCGGUUGCCGCUGCUGCUCGGACUUGUUUUUCUGCUCCCAAUCGAUGCAAAGCCCUCCCGAUCAGGUCGUGCAAAGAGGCGAGCCCACUGCGACCGUUCGCUGAAACACGACGGAUCGGAAUGGCACUGUGGAAAUGGGGCUGCUUCGUAUCUUGGGUCGAUCGCGCUGUCGCUAAUGUCGUUUGACACGCAGGCCAUCAACCGCUGCUGCGCCCACCACGACUACAACAUUGAUUGUCUGAUGACGAGGGCGGAAGCGGACGAGGAAUUCGACCGGUGCCUCAACAAGGGCAACUUCUUCACCCGGAUCUUCACCCGGCCGGUGAUGGUCUUCUGCGUCAAGACGUUCCCCGAGACUCCAGACGACGCCUUUGAGAAGAGCCCGGAAUAUAUGGCCUAUAUCGCCUCCGUUACUUAUUACAAUUCUACGGACGAUUCGAUGGACACAAAAAUUAAUGCGAGUACCGAUGGUUUUACCCAAACUUUCGAGAUUCCGGAAGAUCGUGCGUCAUUUGAAGUGCCAAAAGCCGAGCCUCUAAUACAAGCAAGUAUCGAUAGGAAUUACGUAAAUGAGAUUAUGGAGGCAGAAGUUACCACUACAACUACGGAAGACCCGUUUGAAGCCAGCUUUGAAGCCACGAUCGAAACGGCUCCCGAUCUGGGCGGCCUUGCCGAUGUUUUUGGCAAUUCGACAGAAUUCCUU